This is a messenger RNA of Bombus huntii, 5216 nucleotides long. Its product is annotated as transcription factor mef2A. NCBI's taxonomy places the organism in Eukaryota, Metazoa, Arthropoda, Insecta, Hymenoptera, Apidae. The transcript is spliced from 4 exons. Bases 226 to 2199 code for a protein of 657 amino acids. The record is from RefSeq and is a predicted model, not a curated record.
GUAACAGAAGACUAUAUAUCGUUAUUUCAAAGUAGUGCACCAUUUAAAUAAACCUUCCGCUUACAUUUAUUGAAACAUUUGCCGUAUAAACUUAGAGAAUUUUGAGGUUAUAUUGACAAUCUAUGAUGGUCGCGUAACGAGAGGGCUCUAAUGCAACGACGAUAUCAUAGAAAUUAUUCGAUUUCUGUAUUCAAGUGAUCUCACGAAAUUUAUACAUGUUACAAGAUGACAGAAGGUGGUGCAACUAGAAUGAAGCGCAAUGGCGCUCGUCUUUUUAAAAAUCCUCCUCAGCCUCAUAUGUGUAUACAAGAUUUCAUACAGGGCACUGCUGUUCCAUGUUACGUAAAUGUUUUAUCUUGGGAAAAGAUUGUGAUGCCAUUGAACCCUUCACAGCCUGUACGGUUUUAUGGUGGAAUGAGGGUUCGUCCACCACGUACAAAAACAGAAGCUGUAGUAUUCGCGGUAAUGGCCAAUCCCGAAAUUCUCCGAAUUAAUGGCAAAAACGCUCAAGAUCCAAAGAAGCGUACCAGCUUAAUAGAACAUUUACUAGACUUUGUGGAAAGGAUGAAUACAGGCAUAAUUUUUAUGCGACAAUAUACAAUACUGAAAGAUCGAGAUAUUACCGGUGAAUUAAAAGAAGUUUGGAAUGCAGUACAAGCGAGACGGGAUUUAGAGCAACCUCCGCCACAGCAAGAAACUUGGAUCGAUGCGCAGCCACCUGUUCCUCAAUAUCCUCAAUACCAAGAUCAUCAGCAGCAGGAUUACACAUCACAACCUCCACAAUAUCAUUCAAGUGUAGCAUAUGGUAGGCCAAUAAGUAAUGAAGGUAUGCAUUAUGAAGGCUAUGGUCAUCAAUCUCAGAAUCCAGUAAUUACACAAAACGAUCAGAUGUACCAAUCCGGGCAAUUAGUACCACAACAAUAUCAUGGAAACGUUCCUCGGAUUACACCGAUCGCUCCUAGAGAUCGUAGAGAUAACAUAGUACAGAAUAUUCCACAGCAAAACUGCCCUGCAUAUCCAGCCCCACAAUAUCAAUUUCAACAAUUACCUAGACAAAUGGUACCUCAAUAUGUAAAUUCGAAUGUUCAUCCUAAUGUCGGCCUUAAUUACGGCCCAAACACAAACGCGAACGUUAAUCCAGCUAUGAAUACAAAUUUAGCAGCACCUUACCAACAAUAUAUAGCUUAUCAACAGAGAAUGGACCUUGACGUGCGCAGAAUGCAACCACAUCAGCAACAAAUGCAUUUGAAUCAUGUGCAACCAGUUCCACAAUAUGAACCAGCAGCACCAUACAAUGCUCAAACAACUUCGUCGAUUAACGUUCUUAGAUUAGGUAGACCACAUAUGGGUGUUGCUCAGAAGAACAAUGCCAGUAAGAGACAAAUGAAUUCUCCUACUCAUUCCAAACAAUCCUCUUGUACAAAUUGUCAGAACAAAGACACAUCCGAUAAUGGCACAAAACCGAAAAGUCCCGUGAAAGUCUUGCAGCGCGAGAUAUCAUCGAAUGAUCGACAAGAUACAAAUAACCAUAUACUCAAUGAUAAUAAUAAAGUAGUCAUAGAAAAAGGUUCGAUCGAAGAAACAAACAACGUGCAAGUAACGGAUUUAGAUGAAGAAACUAAGAAAGUUAAUGAUUCUGAUAGUGAAGAGUUGUCUAGAAAACCACACGAUAUUCACACUUCAGAUUCGUCGUCGACGAACACGAUAGGACGAGAUACAUUGAAUUCUGUCGAGGAAAAUACAUCUGCUGUCGAAGAGAAACAACAAGAAGUAAAAAAUACGGAUGUUCCAAACGGGCAAAAUUCAUCAGAUCAAAAAUAUCCAAAGUCAAAAGCUACUGUGAUGAAAGGAAACAAACACAAAGAAAAUGCGGAGAAUAACAGAACGAUUCGCAUUAGAUUCGUUUCCGACCAAAAGAACGAUAGUCCAAAACGUUCUCAGACGGUUAAUAACAUUAUCAAAAGCGUUUUCAAAAUUCACCCUGGUAUGUCUGGUGAAGAAACGUCAAGUAAACGAAAGAGUAAUGGACAGGCGAAGAAUAAUGCUAAAAUUAACGGCGAGAACGAGGAGAUACAACCAGGAUAUAUGAUAUUAAAGAAAACGGAUUCAACCACUCAGGAAGAAAUAGUGAGCGAGUUAGCUCAACUAUCCAUUCAAGACUGCAAAGAUGCGACUGAAGUUGGUGCCGUGCUCUCGUGAUAACCUUGUUUGUACCUAGUAUCAGAUACUAGCUUGCAACUAAAGAGCAAUGUAAAUAGAUAGAAGAUUAACCAAUAAGAAAAAAAGAGAAAAAAAAGUCAGAACGAUAACAAAUGCAAAAGAGAGGGACACGAAAUCACAAUAUAUAUAUGAACACAGUCAUACCAAAAUAUCAAGACGUGCUUUUGCUGACCGCCGUUUAUUUUUCGACGAAUCCAUUCGUCUUCCUUUGCAUAAUUUUGAAGACGGAUCAUAGUGAAAAGUUUUUCAAUCGUGAAGCUGAAUAAUUUUUCACUGAAUUUAGAAUAUUUGCUGUGGGUAUACACAGAUGAUGAAAGAUUUUAACAUAAUCUAUACAUAUAUGCUAGAUACAGGUGGAACUUUUAGAAGAAUGAUCCCCGUUAACUGUUAAAUAACUUAGGAAGCGUUUAUAAUACGAGUUCAAACGGCAACAAGAAGUAUACAUUAAUUACAUAUUUGUUUAUCAAGAUCCGUCAAACAAUUUUGCUUCCAGUAAUAUCUGUUGAUAGUCUUCGAGUGAAAAAAUUAAACCCAUGGGACAUCAUCAACAUUUGCAGGCUGGAUGCAAGAAAACAAAUUUGCAACUUCCAAUCUUGGAUUUGAAUAGAUACAUGUCCAGAAUGAUACAAUUUCGAAACGAUUAUUACCGAGAAGAAAAGCUGAUCGAUACGUCUGGUAUUUCAGUAACAUAUGUAAUUUAACGUAAAAUAUUGAGUCGUUCCCGUAGGUUAGACCAAGAGAACAGUUUCACGAUGGAACAACGGCUGGUCAUCGCGUACUUACCUUUCAACCAAGCAAUUAGUGGAAUUAUACCGGGUGGUACAGAUUAGUACAUGUUCGAUAACAAUAUUGUGGAUCGUAGUACGUAUAGCUUUUAACAACUGAACUCAAAUUCUUGUCUACGCGUUGAUGCUUCCCUUGCGAGGACGUUUUUUGCCUCCUUUAUUUUUCAUACUCGUAUGCAGGAUUUCGCACUUGGAAAAGGAGAUUUCGAACAUUGCGUUUUUUGAGAUUGAAAAAACGGGAAAAUUUGUCCACCCGGUACAUUCUCUGAUAGUAUCACUAGUAUCAUAUAUUGAAAAAGAGGAAAAGACACAGAGCUGCCAAACCUCCAUAAAUCAUAUCAAAAAAAUUUGGAGGGAUAUUACACGAAUAAUUUAUCGAUUGACAAGCUCUUUCUCGUUGACUUGUUAUUCUACCGCAAUUUUUGUAGCUUGCCUAAGAGGCUUUCAAUCAUUCACAGAGGGAAAAAAGGACAGAAAGACAACAAAAAAUGAUAACGGUUCACCUUGCCAAUGGUUUACACCAAUAGAGAUUGGACGGUCAAUUAAUAAACUUGACUUCGUUCAUGGCAUGACCGUAUCAUAUCAUACGGUGCAUUAGUUCAACAUCGAAUUAACUACGAGGCCUCUGUAAAUUCGACGUACCGUUUUGCACUCUAAACAUAAAGUAUCGCUGCCACGCGAAACGAUAUCGUCUGCUAUCAAUUUACUUAGCGUUAUUAUAUACUGUCGUGCCGUGCGUUCUCCCGACGCGAAUUGCAUUCUUUGAUAUUUUAUAGGAAUAUACCCUCCAUAAUUCGUUUACAGUCGAUACAAUAAUCGAGAAACUUUUAAAAUGAAACCAAAAAGCAACAAAGAUAUAAAAGAAGACACAGAGGAUACAAACAACGUCAGCGUGUUCUGUCCAUGCAACUGAGCUAAUUAACUUCAAUAUUUUUGUCGUUCUCCUAAUUUUUUCUUUUUAGAUAUCUAGAAAACAUUUUUCUUUUUUAACUAUCUAGACAUUGUCCGUAUGUUUUCUUUUUUAGUAUAUUCAAGGUGCUUCGUUAGUAAGUCUAAGAUCUCAGCUCGUGAUACACAAACAAUAAAUUUAGUCAUCAAUGAUCAUGGCACCGGUGGGAAAGGACCAAUCCGCAAGACCAGGGUGCAAUUAACGAUUUCCAGAUGUCUGGAAACAGCGUAGAAUUCCUAAAACGAGCUGGCUCUCGGGUGGAAAAAUGAUGUGCUCGAUCUCCUUUUUCUUUUUUCUUUUUUUUUUUCAUCUUUUCUCUCUCUCUCUCUCUUAUCGUCUUCGGUUUGUAUGAACAGAAAAAAUGAGGGAAACGCGAUAAUAAUAACAACUUGACGCGUAUAAACCUGUCGCGUAUUAACAAAUGUUUUUACGUCCGUACGCUGCGCAAAUAACGUUACGAAUAAUAUACUGAGAAACAAAACAUCAUGUGUACGUAUAAUGCAAUACAUAUGAAAAGGUUUUUUCCUUAGUUUAUACGACAGCACGAAAUAAGAUAAAACAUUUACGGGUUUCGUGUUUAAUCCAAGAGAUUGCCCGAUCAAAUUAUCUAUAUUUUAUUAUUUUUCGAAAGAAAAAAAAAUGAAAAGAAAUUUACAUUUUAUAUAAAUCAGCGCCGUGAAUGCGUUGCUUUUUUUAAAACAAUCAUAAAUUGCUCAUUAGCAAUUUAUCGUAAUUACUUUAGCAGUAAGUCUUAAAUGCAGUCGAUUGUCAUUCCUGUCAUUGUAUUUCGUUUUACUUAUUUUUUUCUCGUUUUUUCGUCUUGUUCUAUCGAUUCAAAAAUAUAAUCUUUUUUUUGCAUGCGAUAAGAGGAGUGGAUGUCAAAUAUGACUGAAAUCGUCUUGCGGCGGAUUAUUUAGUUUCAUUUUAAAAUACUCGAACAACUGGAACAUGUCGCGAAAUGUUAGGUUAUCGAUCCGAAGAUCUUAUUGGUUUUAUCGAAUCUAAUGUUUACUAUCCCUUCUUAUCCCGUCUCUCUUUUUGUUUCUUUCAUUUUUAAACAUAGUUCUGAGCGGCUUGGCCCCUUCCUUUGCCAAACAUCCCCAAAGUCCCUCCUCUCAUUAUUGUUAAUAAUAUGUAUUCAGUAUUCGUGUUAUUUUAGAUUCUUAUUAUUAUUAUUGUCAGAUAUAUUCUGGUUUAUUAUAUCAUUAUUACCAUGAACAAUGUAAUCUAUUAUUAUUCUAUAAUACAUGGUUUUUCCAAAG